Paramuricea clavata is the source of this 2056-nucleotide messenger RNA. NCBI's taxonomy places the organism in Eukaryota, Metazoa, Cnidaria, Anthozoa, Malacalcyonacea, Plexauridae. The record is from the annotation of a GenBank genome assembly.
GCAAGUGUUACCAUCUUCGGACGGCGUAAGAGGAGGAAUCAGGAUCGAGUAUGCCAGAACAAGGAUGGGAGAAGUGAGUUGACUUGAUAUCAGUUAGACUUGCUACGAGUCACUUGUGAUGAGUCCAACUGAUAAAAGUAAACUAACUAACAAAUCCACUCCAGUGAGCUCUAUAUAAAACUGGAGCGAGAACACGAGCCCAAAAAAGUGAAGCCAAGCCUAAGAUGGCGGAAAUUGAAGAGUUAUUCGACGUCAGUUCCAGUCCCCUUCUAUUGUUUUGUCUCCGCGGUUAACAUGAAGCUGGCAAGGAAUGUGCCGAAAUUUCGUAUUUUGACAUCGAUUAGUAAGGUUACAGGACACCCUUUUUGGCGUUUUGCGGAAAAUCGCUACUGCGCGCUCAAUAUCAGUCUGAUUUUAAUAAAAUUUUCACCAAAUAUUCGCCAGUGCAUGCAAAAUAUGGUAAAGUUGUAAAAUUAACAAACAAUAAAAUAAUGUAAGAAUUAUUCAGGAAGAUCUUAAAUCGCGGUACCGUUACACUUUUGAAAAUGUUUUAAAAGUUGAUGAAAAUUCAGAGCAUACAUCAGCCACAGAUAAUGUACAAAAUUGUAAAGAAAAUGGUACAACUGACAAUGAUGCAAUCGAGAAAGAGGAGAUUGUUACAAAGAGUGAAACACCAACAGAUGAGAUUUUAAGUUAUAUUUAUGAAAAUAUCAUUUUUAUACAGCAAAAUAGUUGUUCUAAAAAAUUGUGAUCGGAAAUUUUUGUUUAUUUCGUCAUUCAGCUGAUAUGGCGAUUUCUUUGACGACUGCAAUAUAUUUCUGAAUUGUUUGAGUGAAUUGCUCUUUAUUAUUAAAAUAUCCAAAAUUAAAAAAAAGCCGAACACAUUUUGAAACUGACGUCUUUAACUAUGUCCUGUGAAAAUUUGAGAAAAAUUGGUUAAAACCCGCAGGAGAACAACUCGUUUGAAAAUCAGUAAUUACCGUAAAAUUCUUCGGGCGAAAAUUGAAUUUGAAUAUUACAUUUUCAAUGUAAGCAGCAAAAUGUUGCAGCGAAAUGUAUUUUCAACGAGUUUUCAACAUUUUUCGUUCAAACUUGGUCAGAUAGUAGAACUAGUCUAAUGCUUUCAUGGAAACGAAUAAAAAAAAUUUAGGCAAAAUUAACACUCAAAGGUGUUCUGUAACCUUAAUGAAUAUCAUUAUGGUGUUAUGAACUGAAAACUUGUUUAGCGAUACGGUCCGUUAGAAAAAAAACUGGAAUUAGCUGGAAAAAUGUUAUUAAAACUGUUUACGACCUUCAUAACUGGGAAGAGGUUAUUCGCUGGCCUCAGAGUGACAAAACGUAACAAAGCAACGGUUUUACUAACACUAACCCUAUUCCAAACACCAACUCUAACCCUAACCCUACUCCAAGUUUGUUUCUAAACCAAUCUUGAAGAAAAACGUUUUGACGAAAUGUCAUUCUGAGGUCAGCGAAAUAACUUCUUCCUCAUAAUUGUUGGACGUCAAUUUCCGCCAUCUUGGUCGAGUUUGGUCGACUACUCGAUUCACACAGUGAGCUGUAUAUGUGUGGAAUUUCAGUCAUUCGGACUAUAGAAAAAGUGAAAUGAAGCAUCGCUAAAAUCCGGGUACUUCCUCGGGUAGAACAAUUUGCAUCACAGAUUACGUCAUCAGUUAGUUAUAGUGAUUAGUGUUGAGGUUAGGGUUAGGGUUAGAUUAAGGAUUAGGCUUAGAGAUAGGGAUAGGGAUUGGGUUAUAUCUGACGCCACAAACACAACUAGCCGAACACGUGAUCAGUUCUCCUCUACCCGAGGAACUAGCCUAAAAUCCGCACUUUGAGCUCAAUCCCGCAGCUAAAUAAUACGUGUCGACUUGUAUCAAGUCUAUUUAUCAGUAUAUGCACUUUAGGAUUCCUCUAAGUUACUGUAAUAUCGUCACCCUAUACAUGAUAUGCUUAUUUUUUUUACCAGCGUCGGUAUUCCGUGAACGGCGACACAGUGAUCACAAGUCACCCCACGAGUCCCAUCGGACCACCUAUCAGUAUUUCAAGCUACAGCUGA